Trifolium pratense (red clover) is the source of this 3585-nucleotide messenger RNA. Its product is annotated as kinesin-like protein KIN-10C. Lineage: Eukaryota; Viridiplantae; Streptophyta; Magnoliopsida; Fabales; Fabaceae. The record is from RefSeq and is a predicted model, not a curated record. The coding region runs from base 179 to 3286 and encodes 1035 amino acids. The transcript is spliced from 19 exons. Gene Ontology annotation, biological process: microtubule-based movement; mitotic spindle organization. Gene Ontology annotation, molecular function: ATP binding; microtubule binding; microtubule motor activity.
AUCCUCAUUACUAUAAGAAGGAGCGCGAGAAUGAUUUUCAAAUUCCUCUAUUUUCACUUCGAACGGCUAUUUCCAUUUCCCCCUUAUUUCUUUUUCUUCUUCUAUUUCUUUUCUUUCAUUCUCUCUUCUUUCUCUUCAAAUUCAACACACACUACUUCGACCUAAACCCUUCUUUUCAAUGGCAUCCAACCAAUUCGGCUUCACAAGAUCCAAUUCGGGUCAGAAACUUCGGGUCAUAGCAAAAAUCCGUGGCUUUUCGGAUCAAGAUACCAAUAUCGGAACUGUAGAUUGGGUUUCGGUUAACACAGAAAAUUCAGGGGAUGUUACUAUCUCCUUUAAAGAACAAUCUUCUAGUCAGUAUUCAGUUGACUAUUGCUAUAAGGAACAUGAAGAUAAUGAAAUUAUCUAUUCAAGGGAGGUGAAGCCUCUUGUUUCAGCAGCUUUUGAAGGAAUUAACAGCACUGUUAUUGCUCAUGGAGCUAGAGGCAGUGGGAAAACUCAAUUACUUCAGGGCUCUUAUGAAAGACCGGGUUUGGCAUUGUUCGCUAUUUCUGAGUUUCUCUCUAUGGCUGAGAAAAAUGGGAAAUCUAUAGCAGUUUCUUUCUAUGAAGUAGAUCAUCAGGACCAUGCUGUUGAUUUAUUAAAUCCAGAACACCCUCCAAUUUUGGUGCUUGAAGAUCACGGAAGAAUUCAGUUUAAAGGACUUACUCAGACUCCUGUGAAAUCCAUUGCUGAAUUUCAAAAUAUAUCCAUCACAGCAUGUUCUUCACACAAGGCUGCACCCCAAAAAGGCUUUGAGCGUGUUCGUAGGAGCCACAUGGGAUUAAUUGUGCAUGUCUUUUCCCAGAAUGAAACCGUAGAUGGUGUUGUGAGCAAAAUGAGUUUUGUAGAUAUGGCAGGUUAUGAAGAUGCUAGAAGGAAAAGUAGUGAUGCCUUUGGUCAUGUUGAGAAUAAACAAAUUAAUAAGUCAAUUCACACCUUAUUGAAUGUUUGUCAUGCUUUGAGCACAAAUGAAAAUCGUGUUCCUUUCCGGGAAAGUAAACUGACAGGCAUGUUGCAGGACUCCUUGAGGGGAAAUAGCAAAAUUUUGUUGGUUUCAUGCUUGAACCCAUCAUUUUGCCAAGACACUGUUUACAUGGUCAGCUUAGCAUCACGGUCUCGAACCCACUUAGACUCCACGAAGAAAACUGCAAGUUCAACCAGACCGACCACUACCUUGGAUUCCAUAAAGAAAAGUGCAGGUUCAGUAAGACAGAUAGUGGCCUCAGAUUCCACAAAAGAAAGUGCAAGUUCAGUAAGACAGACAGUGGCCUCAGAAUCGUCAAAGAACAGUGCAAGUUCAGUAAGACAGACAGUGGCCUCAGCUUACUCGAAGAAAAAUUUGAGUUCAGGACAGACAGUAACAUUAGAUUCCACAAAGAGAAGCGAAAGUUCAGUAAGACAGACAGUGGCCUCAGAUUCCUCAAUGAAAAAUGCAAAUUCAGUAAGACAGACAGUAACCUUAGAUUCUACAAAGAGAAGUGAAAGUUCAGUAAGACAGACAGUGGCCUCAGAUUCCUCAAAGAAAAGUGCGAGUUCAGUAAGACAGACAGUAAACUUAGAUUCCACAAAGAUAAGUGAAAGUUCAGUAAGACAAACAGUGGCCUCAGAUACCUCAAAGAAAAGUGCAAGUUCAGUAAGACCGACAGUAACCUUAGAUUCCACAAAGAAAACUGAAGGUUCACUAAGACAGACAGCGGCCUCGGAUUCCUCAAAGAAAACUGCAAGUUCAGUAAGACAGACAGUAACCUCAGAUUCCACAAAGAGGAGUGAAAGUUCAGUAAGACAGACAGUGGCCUCAGAUUCCUCAAAGAAAAGUGCGAGUUCAGUAAGACAGACAGUAAACUUAGAUUCCACAAAGAGAAGUGAAAGUUCAGUAAAACAUACAGUGGCCUCAGAUACCUCAAAGAAAGGUGCAAGUUCGGUAAGACAGACAGUAACCUUAGAUUCCACAAAGAGAAGUGAAAGUUCACUAAGACAGACAGCGGUCUCAGAUUCCUCGAAGAAAAGUGUGAGUUCAGUAAGACAGAGAGUAACCUUAGAUUCCGCGAAGAAAAGUGCAAGCUCAGCAAGACAGACAGUGGCCUUAGAUUCCACAAAGAAAAGUGCAAGUUCAGCAAUACAGACAGUGACUUAUCGCAAAAACAAGGUACCCAAAAAUGUAUCAGCAACAGCAAAGAAAUUACCAGGUUCCAUAUCUCAUACAUAUGAAAAUAAAGUUGAUGUUGCUACAAAGACUGAAAUAAAAGGAAGGAAAUUGUUUGACGAAGCCAGCCACUCUGCUACUAAAGCUGAGAAGGAAAUUUCCAUUGCCAAUGCUAGCAUAGCAUUAGAGCCUUUAUUGGACAAUUCAUUAUCAGAAGAUGGAAAUCAUGUUGAACUAAACUCUGGAGUUGAAAAGGGCAACUCACUUACAGAUGCUAGUAAUAAUAUCAAACUCAGUAUGUCGGAACAAAAUGAUGACUCAUCUUUGAAUGCUAGCAGUGAAGUAGAACUUGAUCCCAUAGUGGAAAAGGGUAUUUCUGAGGACAAAGAGGAUAUAUAUACUUCUUAUGCCAUUAAUUACUCCAAAGAUUUGUCGAUAGCUGAUGAAGGUCAUAACAUGAACAAGGAGAACAACAACUUCAUGGAAAAUGGAGAUUUUUCACCACCUAUUAGUUCUCAAUUGCGUGAACUUCAAUCUCUCUUUUCUUCAACUCCAUUAUGCAUGGAGUUACCAGAGAAAGGAUGUAUUUCACUUGUUGAUGAUCAGAUUUCUACUAAAAUUGCAGAACCAAGAACCCCUGAUAUUGAAAAACAAGAUGUAAUGAAUACCAAAAGUCCUUGGGAAAUACUCAACGGUUCUGAAAAACAAGAUGUAAUGAAUACCAAAAGUCCUUGGGAAACAUUCAACAUCAUGCAUGGCUCUGGAAUGGAGAAUUCUACUGAAAUUAAAGAACCAAGAACUCCUGACAUCGAAAGACGAGAUGUAAUGAAUACCAAAAGUCCAUGGGAAACAUUCAACGUGCAUGGUUCUGGAAUGAAGAAUUCUCUUGUUAAGGACUACCUUAGAAUUUUAAACACAGCUGAAAAGGAUGAAUUAAAGAAGUUAAAGGGAAUUGGAGAGAAGAGAGCAACCUAUAUACUUGAGCUCCGUGAAGAAUCUCCAGAACCUUUCAAGAGUCUUGAUGAUUUGAAGGACAUUGGACUUUCAGAAAAACAGAUUAAGGGAAUGAUGAAGAAGGAAAUUGGAGAGCUUUUCAAUUAGUUCUAAUGGCAUUAUUAUUGAAUGAUUGUAUUAUUAUAUUAGUAAUGUAAUUUAUGCUGGCAACCUAAAGUUGCAUGAGUUGUGUACCAUUUAGAUUUAGAUUUAGAUAUAAACAACACAAGGUGAUGGUAUCAUCUUUUCAAAGUGUCCUUUAAUGUAUGGGUAUUGUUGUAAUUUGAUUUUUGUAUUUUUUUUUUUAAAUUGUUUAUUUCAUUCUAAUAAUGAAUGGAAGCUUCGCAUGGUUCCUUCUAACAUCACAUUCUCAAUCUUUUUGUUGUCUCCAAUUUCCCAUUUCUAAA